This is a messenger RNA of Racocetra fulgida, 263 nucleotides long. The record is from the annotation of a GenBank genome assembly. Lineage: Eukaryota; Fungi; Glomeromycota; Glomeromycetes; Diversisporales; Gigasporaceae.
GAGCUAUGAAUAGUCAAUAUAGUACUGCAUAUAAGUCAGUUCCCUAUAAACUAGUAUUUGGACAACUUCCGCACUGUGACACAAAUUUAGUUAAUUUACUUGAAAAUAAUAAUUAUCUUCACACAUCAGAUGAAGAGUCGAGUUCAUCAUCAGACAGUUUAACUCUGUCUUCUGAAACAGAUUCUCAACUAACCAUUAUAUCAGAAUUUAAUAAUAAUAUAAAAAACUCUGAAAUUGAUCCAUUUUAUUUUGAAGAAACAUGA